Molecule: messenger RNA, 4463 nt
Organism: Hemicordylus capensis (graceful crag lizard)
Lineage: Eukaryota; Metazoa; Chordata; Lepidosauria; Squamata; Cordylidae
Gene: WDR19
Product: WD repeat domain 19
Exons: 38
Coding region: 155-4273 (1372 amino acids)
Biological process (GO): intraciliary retrograde transport; cilium assembly
Cellular component (GO): cilium; intraciliary transport particle A
Molecular function (GO): protein binding
Source: RefSeq, a predicted model, not a curated record
UUUUCUUCCAGCUCCGCUUUUCUCGCCCCGCCCUGCAGCCAUCUCCUGGGUGACGCGGACGCUGCUCGCGGGGAGGUUCCAGGCUGGCUUUUUGAGUGCGCAUGUGCACUGCACCCCCCCCUUAUUUUACCAGCACCGUAGCAAAGGCGAAAAGAUGAAGCGAGUAUUUACCAUAUCAGAAAAGUCUGUGCCUGGUUUCCCUGUGCAAUUUGCUUGGCAGAAAACAUUGGGAAACUUUAUUGCUGUUACAGGAUGUAACAACACUGUAAAAAUCUUUGAUCGCCAUGGCCAAAAGAAAAAUGAAAUUGGUUUACCAGGCAGCUGCAUUGCUAUGGACUGGGAUCAAGAUGGAGAUACCCUAGCAAUAAUUGCUGAUAAGUCUAGUUCCAUUUAUCUGUGGGAUGCCAACACAAACAAAACAAGCCUGAUGGACACUACUAUGAAGGAGCCAAUGUCCUUUUUACGUUGGUCAAAAUCUGAAGCCUUACUUGCUGCUGGAACAGCUAAGGGAAAUGUGCUAAUAUAUAAUCGCCAAACAUCUCGCAGAAUUCCUAUCCUUGGUAAGCACACCAAGCGGAUCACAUGUGGUUGUUGGAGCAGUGGAAAAUUUAUAGCAUUAGGUGGUGAAGACAAAAUAAUAACAAUUAGCAACCAUGAGGGAGACACAAUCACUACGACAUCAGUGAAAGGAGAACCCAGUAAUAUGGAAUUCAUAGUGAUGAAAACUGAUGACAGAACACCAUUACAUGAGACCACAGUAAGCUUUGUGGUUGGUCAGAAAACACUGUAUCUUUUUAAUUUUAAAAAGCCAGGUGAUCCAAUUGAACUACAGUUUCAGCAGCGUUACGGGAACAUUGUGUCUUAUAAAUGGUUUGGUGACAGUUAUAUUAUGAUUGGUUUUUCAUUUGGCUUUUUUGUGGUGAUUUCUACUCACAUUCGAGAGAUUGGUCAUGAGAUCAUUCGGGCUUCCAAUUAUAAAGAUAGCCUGACCUGCAUUGCAAUAUCACAGUCACUAAACAAAGCUGCGACAUGUGGAGAUGACUGCAUUAAGAUACAUGACCUGUCAGAUCUGACUGAAAUAUAUGCGAUAAUAAACUUGGAGGAUGAAAAUAAAGGUCUAGAUCAGCUGUCAUGGACUGAUGAUGGACAAUUGCUAGCAGUGUCUACAAAAAGAGGAUGUGUCCACGUCUUCUUGACAAAACUUCCCAUUCUUGGAGACUCAUGCAGCACACGAAUUGCAUACCUCACAUCACUUCUUGAAGUUACUGUAGCCAACCAUAUUGAAAGAGAGCUGCCAAUUACAGUUUCUGUGGAAGUAGAACCUAGCUUUGUUGCUGUAGGUCAUUAUCAUUUGGCUGUGGGCAUGAAUAAUCGGGCAUGGUUUUAUGCCCUUGGAGAGAGCAGUGUAAAAAAGCUUAAGGACAUGGAAUAUCUGGGAACAGUAGUCAGUAUGUGCCUUAAUUCUGACUAUGCUGCUGCACUUUUUGAGGGUAAAGUUCAGUUGCAUAUGAUAGAAAGUGAGGGCUUGGAUACCCAGGAAGAACGGGAGACUAGACUCUUCCCAGACAUGGACAAUAAAAGUAGAAUUUUGUGCCAUGCUUUAACUGGUGAUUUCCUCAUCUAUGGUACUGAUACUGGUGUCAUUCAGUACUUUUACGUUGAAGACUGGCAGUAUGUGAAUGAGUAUCGUCAUUCUGUCAGUGUGAGAAAAAUAUUUCCUGACCCCAAUGGAUCAAGAUUAGUUUUCAUAGAUGACAAAAGCGAUGGUUUUGUUUACUGUCCUGUAAAUGAUGUUGCCUUUGAGAUUCCAAAUUUCCAGCCAACAGUCAAAGGCAUUCUGUGGGAAAACUGGCCAAUGGACAAAGGUGUAUUUGUUGCCUAUGAUGACGACAAAAUAUACACCUAUGUCUUUCAUAAGGAUACUAUACAAGGAUCCAAGGUGAUUUUGGCAGGAGGCACCAAAGUUCCUUAUUCUCACAAGCCAUUACUAUUAUAUAAUGGAGAAGUGACCUGCCAGACUCAAAGUGGAAAAACCAACAGUGUCUUCCUUAGUACUCAUAGCCUCCUUGGGAAUUUUAAAGACUUGGAGCCUCAUGAGCUGAAGCAAAUACUUACACAGACUUUAAUGUUGAAAAGAUUUUCUGAGGCAUGGGAGGUAUGCAAGCUUCUAAACAAUCAGUCAAGUUGGAACGAACUAGCCAGAGCUUGCUUGCAUCACAUGGAACUAGACUUUGCAAUACGAGUUUACAGAACAAUAAAAAAUGUGGGAAUGGUCAUGUCAAUAGAACAAAUAAAGGGCAUAGAAGAUCAUAACCUUUUAGCAGGACAUCUUGCCAUGUUUACUAAUGAUUUUAAUUUGGCUCAGGAUUUAUAUCUGGCAUCAUCUUGUCCUGAUGCUGCACUUGAGAUGAGAAGAGAUUUACAGCACUGGGAUAGUGCACUACAGCUAGCUAAACGUUUGGCACUGGAUCAGAUCUCCUUCAUAUCAAAAGAAUAUGCUGUGCAGCUGGAAUUCACGGGUGAUUAUGUGAAUGCACUGGCACAUUAUGAGAAAGGAAUUACAGGGAACAAUAAGUUCCAAGAGCAUGAUGAGGCCUGUCUAGCUGGAGUGGCUCAAAUGUCCAUUCGCAUGGGUGACAUUCGGCGAGGCGUUAACCAGGCUAUCAAGCAUCCUAGCAGGAUGUUGAAAAGAGAUUGUGGAGCUAUAUUGGAGAGCAUGAAGCAAUUUUCAGAAGCUGCCCAGCUUUAUGAAAAAGGACAGUACUAUGACAAAGCAGCAUCAGUAUAUAUCCGUUGCAAAAACUGGGCUAAAGUUGGUGAACUUCUCCCUAGUGUUUCCUCUCCAAAGAUACAUCUGCAGUAUGCCAAAGCAAAGGAAGCAGAUGGCAGAUACAAAGAAGCUGUCUUGGCCUACGAAAAUGCCAAACAGUGGGACAAUGUUAUCAGACUCUAUUUGGAUCAUCUCAACAAUCCAGAAAAGGCUGUUAGCAUUGUCAGAGAAACACAAUCUCUUGAAGGAGCCAAGAUGGUAGCCAGACUCCUGAAACACAGCUGGAGAGAACUCUGCAUGCACUGGAUGUGUGGUGGACUCUGCUAUACUACUUGGCAGCUACAAAACAUACGCACCACAAGAAAACUCUUUGUGAUGUACAGAGGGAAAUCUAAGGGCCAGCCAGUUACGAGACAAAGGCUGUCGCAAUGGAUUGUUCAGCACAAUAAGAUGGAGAUCUAUGCUGACAUAAUUAGUUCUGAGGACACCACUAAUGAGGACUAUCAAAGCAUUGCCUUAUAUUUUGAAGGGGAGAAAAAGCAUUUUCAGGCUGGCAAAUUUUUCCUUCUGUGUGGGCAAUAUGCACGAGCAUUAAAACACUUUCUGAAAAGUCCAAACACAGAUGAUAACUUGGCUAUAGAAAUGGCAAUAGAGACGGUGGGACAGGCAAAAGAUGAAGCCUUGACCAAUCAGCUUAUAGAUUACCUUAUGGGAGAGAGUGAUGGCAUACCAAAGGAUGCUAAAUAUCUGUUUCGGUUGUAUAUGGCACUAAAGCAAUACCGAGAAGCCGCCAGGACAGCCAUAAUAAUUGCCAGAGAAGAACAAUGUGCAGGGAACUAUCGAAAUGCCCAUGAUGUUCUCUUCAGUAUGUAUUCAGAACUUAAAACGCAAAAAAUUAAAAUACCUUCUGAAAUGGCUACCAACCUUAUGAUACUACACAGCUAUAUUUUAGUAAAGAUUCAUGUUAAAUGUGGUGACCACAUGAAGGGAGCACGUAUGCUUAUUCGUGUAGCCAACAAUAUCAGCAAGUUUCCAUCCCACAUUGUUCCCAUCCUGACUUCAACAGUCAUUGAAUGUCAUAGAGCAGGGCUGAAAAAGUCAGCAUUUGGUUUCGCUGCAAUGUUGAUGAGACCAGAGUACCGAAAUAAAAUUGAUUUGAAAUAUAAAAAGAAGAUUGAAACCAUGGUCAGACGACCUGACACAUCGGAAACUGAAGAGCCAACUACCCCAUGUCCCUACUGUGAAUUCUUGUUGCCUGAAUGUGAGCUGCUCUGCCCUGGCUGUAAAAACAACCUCCCAUACUGCAUUGCAACAGGACGACAUAUGGUCAAAGAUGACUGGACUGCAUGUCCCCACUGUGACUUCCCUUCUCUGUAUUCAGAAUUCAGAAACUUAUUACAGAAUGAAAGUACAUGUCCCAUGUGCUCAGAAAAAGUGAACAUUGUCAGCCUUAAGAAAAUAGCUGACUACACACCAUACCUCAAGCCUGAAGUAGAGCAAUAAUUUGAGUCAGAUGUUGGCCACACAAGUGCUGCAACAGUGGAAUUGUCUAGAUUUUAAGCCCAGUUGGUACUAACCUUGACGUUCUUUUGUAAUUGAAUAUGUUCUAAUUGUGAACCUGUAAAUAUCUUUUAUAGAGAUUUUGUACUGUGACCUUAUCUGUUUCCAAUAAAAUUUGAAUGCUAAAGUUCAA